Morus notabilis is the source of this 1924-nucleotide messenger RNA. RefSeq lists its product as uncharacterized. The record is from RefSeq and is a predicted model, not a curated record. Lineage: Eukaryota; Viridiplantae; Streptophyta; Magnoliopsida; Rosales; Moraceae. The coding region runs from base 67 to 1800 and encodes 577 amino acids. The transcript has 10 exons.
CCAGUUAAAAGAAAAUCAAAAAGGGAUAAACUAAACGCCAUUCUUGAAGCUCCUAACAGACUCAAAAUGAAGGAAAUAGUAGGAACCAAAGGCUCUGCUGAAGCUCGGAAAAGGCAUAUCGAAAAAACCGAUGUUCAGAGCUCUUUGAACCAGGAGAUUAUGAAGCUUCAAAGGCAAUUACAAGACCAAUUUCUGGUACGUCAUGCACUGGAAAAAGCGCUUAGUUAUCAGCCAUUGUCACAUGAAGUAGCAAUUGAUGAUUCCGUACCAAAGCCCACUAAGGAGCUAAUAAAGGAAAUCACAGUGUUGGAACUGGAAAUCCUGUAUUUGGAACGGUAUCUUCUCUCCUUGUAUCGGAAAACAUUUGAUCAACAAAUGUCAUCAGCGUCAACAGCAGAUGGAAGACUAGAUUCAGCUUUAGUUACAGAGAAAGGGACAUCCUCGGAAGUUUCUGGACAAGCUGAUAUUAUGCCACACAGAGAGAAUUCAGUUUUGCACCACUCUCGUAAUCUUAUGCCGCCGCGAAAUUCACUUGGCAGCCUGCAGGAAUGUGAUGACAUGUGGGAACCGGAGAAACUUCUAGAUUCGAGCAUUCAUCGCAGUCACUCGUCUCUAUCUCAGCGUUCAUUUUGUUCCUUUAGAACUUCACCAAGGAAGUUUCUAAAUAACGCUGUGAAUUCAUACCACUCCUUACCUUUGUCAAUGCUAGAGCAAGCUGAAAGUUCAACACCAAAUGCAAGUCUAGCAGAGCAUUUAGGUGCUAGUUUGUAUGACCACGUUCCAGAGACACCGAACUGCCUAUCCGAGGAGAUGAUAAGGUGUAUUUCAGCCAUAUACUGCGAACUUUCAGACCCGCCUUUGAUCAAUCAAGAUUCCCCUUCCUCUCCUGUUGCAUUCUCAUCAUCAAUUUAUGAGGCUUCAAUACACAGCCACAGUGAGAAGUGGAGCUCAAUAAGCAGGAAAAUACCAUUUUUCAAUUCACACCUUGACAACCCUUUUCACUUGGAUGAGUCAGAAGGACUUACUAGACCUUACUUUAGAAUGCUGAAGGUUCAAUGGAUAUGUAGGGACUCUGAGAAAUUAAGAGAGAUUGAUAACAUGCUACAAAAAUUUAGGUCGCUUGUCUAUCAGUUGGAAGAAGUGGAUCUCAGAAAGAUGAAGCAUGAGGAGAAGUUGGCGUUUUGGAUUAAUGUUCACAAUGCGCUAGUAAUGCAUGCCUUUUUGGUUUAUGGGAUUCCACAAAACAAUCUCAAAAGAGUUUCUUUAGUACUCAAGGCUGCCUACAAUGUGGGAGGUCACACCAUAAGCGUGGAUAUGAUACAGAACUCGAUUCUAGGAUGCCGACUGCCUCGUCCAGGACAAUGGUUGAGGCUGCUCUUUUCUUCAAAAACAAAAUUCAAGGUUGGAGAUGCAAGAAAAGCUUUUGGCAUUGAUCAUCCUGAACCCCUUUUACAUUUUGCGCUCUGCUCAGGAAGCCAAUAUGAUCCUGCGGUUCGUGUAUAUACACCGAAAAGAGUGUUCGAGGAGCUGGAGACGGCGAAGGAAGAAUACGUUCAGUCGAACUUCAUUGUGCAUAAAGAACAGAAAAUCCUUCUCCCCAAGAUUGUGGAGUCUUUUGCAAAGGAUUCAGGCCUGUCCCUGAUCGAUUUGGUAGAGAUGGUCGACCAUUUUAUGCCCGAUUCGCAAAGGAAGAAUAUAAGUAUCCACCAUUGUCAACACAAGAAAAUCUGUAAGGCCAUUGAGUGGAUUCCUCACAACUUCACCUUCCACUAUUUGCUCUCAAAAGAAGUAGCUUGGUGAUGAUCUCUUUGCAUUCUUCAAACGACCAAGAUGAUCCCUCUACGACAACUUUUGCUGUUCACUUAUCUAAGACUAAAACCAUUACACAGCAAACUGGCUCAAGAAUGUUGACUUUGACUUCUAA